This is a messenger RNA of Nicotiana attenuata, 1125 nucleotides long. Its product is annotated as A-kinase anchor protein 9-like. The record is from RefSeq and is a predicted model, not a curated record. NCBI's taxonomy places the organism in Eukaryota, Viridiplantae, Streptophyta, Magnoliopsida, Solanales, Solanaceae. The coding region runs from base 1 to 1125 and encodes 374 amino acids. The transcript is spliced from 5 exons.
AUGGAGAAUCCAGGUCAGGAGUCAUCUGACCAGGUUAAUGUUGAUCCUGCUCCCUCUCCCCACUUUGUUGCUGAGCCCUUGAAUAUGGUGGUGCCUGAGACAAAUCCUGAUAGUGAAGAAGACGCAAAUGAUUGGUUACAGCAAAAAGAGGCUCUAGAGUUUGCCCUCAAGAAGAAUAAAAGAAGGAGAAGGUUGGUCAAAGAUGGAAAAGUGGUACAAGCAGAGGAGGUUCCUGUAGUGAAUGUGGAUGAGGAAACCAAAGAGGAACCUAGUUCCCUAUCGCGAAAGUCUUCAAGGAAGAAGCACUCUCUUUCCGAAAAGCACACCUCUAAGGGUGCUGAGAGUUCUUCCAAGAGUCACAAGACAGUGAGGGAGUCUGGUGACAAGUCUGAUGAGGAAGAAGUGGAGAAAUCUAGUGAACAUAGACAGAACAAGUCAGUGGAAAAGCACAAGUGUUCCUACCGAAGGAGUGUCAUCUGCUCGGGUUCUUGUACACCAAACUUCAGAAAUGCCAUUGUCAAGGACAAGGCAGCACAGCAUGGGGAACAGGUGCAUAAGAAGACACUCCUUCCAGUUUAUCAGCUGCUCUUUGAGAUGGUCAACAAAGUAUUGCUUCCCUGCGCUGAAAGAAGGUUCGUUGCAUCCAAAGCUGACCUAUUCCUUAUGGAAACUUUGGACAAUUUCUCCUCCAUCAAUUUGCCUGCCGUAAUGAUUGAGCAUUUGCAGAAGGUAGAGAACCUCAAAAACAGGAAUCCUGGUAUGCCCUAUAGGUUCCUUCUCACAAAGUGUGAAUGUGUUGACAAAGUCGGAGGAAUUGGAAGCACUUCCACAAUCUCUCAACUGAUAAAUGCUCAGAAUAGUGCCACAGAGGAGAUCCGAAAGUUAAAGGCUAGGAAUACGAUUCUUGAGAAUCAGCUCAGUCAGUUGCAAGAGGUACCUGGUUCCAGUGGUUCUCACAGCGCAGAGGUCGCACGUCUAACAAAGGAGAAUGCCGAACUAAGGAAACAGGUGGAGGACCUGAAAGAAAGACUACUCAAUGAGCAACUAUCCGCGAACGCUCGCAUGGAUCUUGUCCUCCAAACUCUUGCUUCCUCUUCCAAGCCCCCUUCCUCUAGUGUCCCUUAA